This is a messenger RNA of Ostreococcus tauri, 474 nucleotides long. Its product is annotated as Essential protein Yae1, N-terminal. The transcript has 2 exons. The record is from RefSeq and is a predicted model, not a curated record. NCBI's taxonomy places the organism in Eukaryota, Viridiplantae, Chlorophyta, Mamiellophyceae, Mamiellales, Bathycoccaceae. Bases 1 to 474 code for a protein of 157 amino acids.
AUGCCGUGCGCGGACCCGUGGGCGGUGUCCGACGACGACGCCGAUCACGUCGACGCGUCGCGCGCGGAACAUCACGUCCCCGAACACGUCGUCGACGAGCGCGUGGAGCGAAGAAAGCAUCACAAUGCCGGAUAUCUCGACGGUCUGGAAGAUGGAAAGGAUGAGACACUCCAGAGCGGGUUCAACGCCGGUUUCGUCGAUGGUGGGACCGCGGGAUUCGCAUACGGACAGGCGCGCGGAGCAACGCGGACGCUGCGGGCAUUCGCCGAGCGCGCGGGAGGAUCGGAGGAGUGGGUCGAGGCAAUGCAAGCGAAUGAAGAACGUCUGAAGACAAUGACGAGCGUGCGAGCGCUCAAGGCGGCGCACGCGGAGUCCCUGGACGAUGGUCAGAGCGAGUUUACGGUUGCAAUGAAGGCCUUGGAGUCUGACAUUCAAGCCGUGGGGGCGGUGACUUUGCACGAGUUUCCUCGGUGA